This is a messenger RNA of Lytechinus pictus (painted urchin), 5553 nucleotides long. RefSeq names its product lysine-specific histone demethylase 1A-like. Gene Ontology annotation, cellular component: nucleus. Gene Ontology annotation, biological process: negative regulation of transcription by RNA polymerase II; positive regulation of transcription by RNA polymerase II. Gene Ontology annotation, molecular function: transcription factor binding; chromatin binding; flavin adenine dinucleotide binding. Bases 401 to 2932 code for a protein of 843 amino acids. Lineage: Eukaryota; Metazoa; Echinodermata; Echinoidea; Temnopleuroida; Toxopneustidae. The record is from RefSeq and is a predicted model, not a curated record. The transcript is spliced from 14 exons.
ACAGUCAGUUCUAUUCACAGGUUCAGUCACUGUGAAAAAAUAUAUCGUCAAUAGAUUUCUUACCCUCAUCACUCUCGAUGAUAAAGAUUGGUAAGCGUUGGGAGGCAAAUUUCCGGAAGACAUCAUUUUGAUGAAUGUGAGAUGGGUUUGAUAUCUUGAAAUGCGUCUGAGAAACGAAAUUUGACUGACAAAUCAACCGGAUCACACAAUCAUGGCGAUCAAAAUCUAAUUUAAUUUAGUCAUUACCCACAAUGCAUCACUUGAUUGAUUUCACCUUCGACCUGAAUAAUACAACAAAGGAUGCUUAUGAAAACAGGGCAUCGAGGCUAGGGUGAGGGGUUUUCUUGAGCAUCGGGAUUCGCUUUGUUUAGUCUUAUAGUUUGCAUUAUUUAUCUAAAGAAUGGAGAAAAAAGACAAGGAAUCCGGUGGCAGCACGAACAACAGUGGAGACGAAGGCGCUAAAAAGAGGGAGAAAAAUAGCCCUCCGCAGUCAGCGCAGCAAGGCCAGGGCCAGGGGACAGCGACUGCAAGCCUACCCGCCUCGGCCAGCUCCAGCGGGGCAGAACCGAAGACAACCAUGACAUCCCACGGCCACACUAGCGGUCAUGGGAGUGGGAAGUCAUCCAGUUCUCAAGCUUUGGGCUCUGGAAAGCAUCGUCCAACACCAGUUUACAGCAUCAUGCCAGUUUCAAGCUAUGGAUCAAGCCACAAAGGCCAUGCCUCCAAUGGAAGUGAUGAACCUCUCCGAAGAACAAGCAGGAGGAAAAGACCACGGGUUGAGUAUCGGGAAAUGGAUGAAAAAUUGGCGAAUCUUUCUGAGGAUGAAUACUUCUCAGAAGAAGAGAGACAAUCCAAGAGAACGGCCAAAAACCCAGAAGAAGAGGAACCGGAAGAAGAGCUGUCUGAACCAAAAGGUCUGGAGGGUGCUGCUUUCUCUGCCCGUCUACCCCAUGAUAAGAUGACAUCCCAAGAGGCUGCCUGCUUUCCUGAUAUCAUACACAGUCCCAUGCAAACCCAGAAACUAUUCUUGUACAUCAGGAACAGGAUUCUUCAACUUUGGCUUGAGAACCCUAAAGUACAGCUGACCUGUGAGAUUGCCCUUCCUCAAAUUGAAGCACCAUAUAAUAGUGAUGUUCAACUGAUCGUACGUGUUCAUGCCUAUCUAGAAAGGCAUGGCUAUAUUAACUUUGGUGUUUAUAAGAGACUCCAACCACCACCACAAAAAUCUUCAUACAAGGUUAUCAUUAUUGGAUCAGGUAUAGCUGGGUUGACUGCUGGCAGGCAGCUCCAGACAUUCGGUAUCGACGUCAUCCUCCUUGAAGCUCGAGAUCGGGUUGGUGGACGUGUAACAACAUACCGCAAGAACAACUAUGUGGCUGACCUUGGUGCCAUGGUGGUAACUGGCCUUGGUGGAAACCCAAUGACCAUUAUCAGCAAACAGGUCAACAUGGAGCUAGCUAAGGUCAAGCAGAAGUGUCCACUCUUUGAGAGUGGUGGCCAGACGCAAAUCCCUAAGGAUAAGGAUGAGAUGGUAGAGAGAGAAUUCAAUCGGUUACUUGAAGCGACAUCGUACCUCUCUCAUCAACUAGACUUCAAUUACCUCUUAGGCAAACCCGUCUCAUUAGGCGAGGCUCUGGAACUAGUCAUCAAAUUACAGGAGAAGCAGGUGAAAGAGAAGAAAGGAGAUUAUCUGAGAAACAUUAUCAGUCUUCAAGAUGAACUCAAGCAAGUACAGUCCAAGAUAUUGUCCUUACAAGAUAAGAUCAAGGAACUGAACAGACAGCACAAGAAAGCCACAGAGAGCAAACAGACCAGGGACAUCACUGCUGAGUUUGUGGUUCGUAGUAAACUCAGAGAUCUCAAUGCAGCAUGCAAGGAGUAUGACAAUGAGAAAGAGAAACAGAAGGAACUUGAAGAGAAGAUCCAGGACUUAGAAAACAAUCCACCAAGCGAUGUUUACCUCUCAUCUCGGGACCGUCAAAUCCUUGACUGGCACUUUGCUAAUCUAGAGUUUGCCAAUGCCACGCCCCUCUCCACCCUAUCCCUCAAACACUGGGAUCAGGACGAUGACUUUGAGUUCUCAGGAAGUCAUCUGACCGUUCGUAAUGGCUAUUCCUGCGUCCCAGUGGCCUUGUCCGAGGGAUUGGACAUCAAGCUCAAUACCGUGGUCAGACAGAUCAAUUACACAUCUACAGGUGUAGAGGUGGUAACCCAGAGCAUCAAAGGUCAGAGUGGUAGCACUACAUUCAAGGCUGAUGCUGCCCUCUGUACCCUUCCUCUAGGAGUCCUCAAGCAAGCUCCACCCGUAGUCCACUUCUCACCUCCUCUACCGGAGUGGAAGACAAGUGCAGUACAGAGAAUGGGAUAUGGUAAUCUUAAUAAGGUGGUGCUGUGUUUUGACAAGUGUUUCUGGGACCCAGUCAUCAAUCUGUUUGGUCACGUUGGAAGCACCACUGCCAGCCGCGGGGAGCUGUUCCUCUUUUGGAAUCUCUACAAAGCUCCUGUUCUUCUAGCCCUGGUGGCCGGUGAGGCUGCUCAGAUCAUGGAGAAUGUCAGUGAUGAUGUCAUUGUUGGUCGAUGUCUCACUGUUCUCAGGGGUAUCUUUGGAAACAAUGCUGUACCACAGCCCAAAGAUGCUGUGGUAACCCGUUGGCGUGCAGACCCAUGGUCCAGAGGAUCCUACUCAUAUGUUGCUGCAGGAUCGUCAGGCAACGACUACGAUCUGAUGGCCACACCUGUGACUCCUAAACCCAUCGUGCCUGGAGUGCCACCCCAGGCCAAUAACCUCCCAAGGCUCUUCUUUGCAGGUGAACACACCAUCAGGAACUACCCAGCCACUGUCCAUGGUGCUCUCCUGAGUGGUCUUCGGGAGGCAGGACGCAUUGCUGAUCAGUUCCUAGGAUCCCCUUAUGCUCCACCGGCUAGGAGAUAAUUCAGACUUUGAAAAAACAGUGGCGGCCCUGAAUAUUGAAAUGUGCAACACAUCAGGAUGUGCUGAAAUGUACAUGUAAUUGGUGUGUUGAUCCUAUUCUCUGCUGGAUAUUCUUGCAAGUUUUAUAGUCAUUAGCUAGAACUGACUGCUACAUAUUUUUCGUGGGAUUUGUCAUGAACAUCUUUUCUUCAACUUCUACCUGGAAGACAUGAAGCUGGACUCUAAGCCAAGGGAAAUGCCAAUAUUCAUUAUUGAUUGAUCAUAUUAAAUAGUUGUGCUAGGGGAAAUAGAAUUACCUUCUGCUCUGUGUGAGCAAAUCAACUGUGGCAUAUCCUGGAAUAGCCAGUGUUACUAAACUGUAUCCAAAGUAUAUAUUUAGAAUAGUCUCUUCAAGCAUUGUAGCAUUGUAACCUUGCUGUUCAUUUUCAAGAAGUAGACUUUAUUUUGAUUUUUUUUCCAGAGCACAAGCUUGAAAUGGAAUUGGAUUUCAUGAUCUUUCUCUCAAGCUAUGAAUCAAGUCACACAUUUGAUUUAUUUUAUCUCGAUUUGCUGAGAUAUGAAUUGCAUUAAUUAUGAACUCAGUAAGAACUAGUGUUAAGCGCAGAGCGCUUCUUCAGUAUUGCCUGUUGAACAAAUGUAGUUCACUUAUCAUAUGCUACUAAGUUGCCUUACUGGCAUCAGACUUAUCAGAGGCCUCUCGGAGAAAGAGUGGUGUUUAAACACAAUCAUAGAAAUCAGAUGCAAGUCCGAAUGCUUAUAUUGAUUGGUUGGAAAUCAAAUUGAAUUUUUAGUGUUAUAUCUCUAUCUGCAACAGUCUCCAAAUUGAGUUACCUACCACUUCUUACUGCAAUAGCCAGUGUUCGUUCACAUUAUGUAAAGACAUUGUAUGACCAAGACCUAGAAACGGCCCUCUUGUUGGUAGGCAUGUGAUUUGUUAGAGCAAAGCACAUAAAUUGAUGGACCUCUGUAUUCGUGCAAACCUUUGCUCAGGAACGUACCUCUGACAUAAGGUGGCAAAACAACAUAGGCCAACUGAUUUAAAAAUAAGAUCAACAUUACUUGCUUGCCUUUUCAAAUAGUUAUUGAUAGGUGAUCUAUCAAAUUCUAAGGAUAUGCCCCUAUCAAUUCUGUAAAUGAAAUUGUAAAGUGUAUAUAUUUUUUGUAAGGCAUGCUGAAUGUCACUAUUUUACAUUUGUUAUUAUUAUAUCAGGGUGAUCAUAUUAGUGUGUUCUUCAAUCUAAUGAUGCAGUUUGAGUCUCAUUAUUUUGGUACUAUUGUUACUAGUAUUUGUUGUAACAAACCCAUAAACAAAUAUGUACUCCUGGAAAAAUAAAAAUACAAUUUUUGCGAAAAUCUUCAAGUGUGAUCAGCCGGGAUGAAGUCAAGCGUAGAAGUUCUAAGUCACAAGCUGCUUGAAAAAAAAAAAUUAUCCCAUGAACUUGACUAGGCUGACUCAAUCUCUUGGUCUUACUUCAUAAAACUUGUUAUACAAUGCGUAUAGAAAAAGGUAUUCCAGGGAGUGAUUACCAGAGAUUAGUUGUCAAAAUUUGUAUUAACUUCAUUUUGAUAUGCACUGGAAUAACAAGUUACAAUAACAUCUCAAAGCUUAUGAAACUGGUCAAUUUGAUUGGCUGAAUUUAAACUUCUGCAUUUGUUAUGAAACAUGACCUCAAUAUUCAGAAAUAAUGCACAGGUGCAGCGAUAUCUAACAGACUAGAAAUUAAUCAUGUAUGGCAGGAUCCAACAAUUCUUUAUUUAAGAAGUGAUAAUCAAUUUGCAACAAAACAAAUUGAUUUAUGAAUUAAGUUUAUUCAAUGAAUAACAUGUGCAAGGAGAGCUUCAUGAAGUUAGUUACAUUCUCAAAUGAGAACUACAUGUAAUAAAAAGCCUCAUGUUGCAUGUAUUUUUUAUCGUUUUAAAGCCCAUAUCACACUUAUUUCGAAUCAGCAGAAAUCAAGCAGAAGCUGGAAAGAAAAAAAUAUUCAAAAAAUCUAGAAAUUUUUGGGAGGAACUUAUGAAUUCACCAAACUGGAGUUGAAAUUCAGUAAAUUGACCAGGUGUAUCAUCAUACACUAGUCAAAAUGAACCGCAAUGGAGUCAGAUUGAUAAUUCGUGCUACGUUCUUGGACAUUCUAAAUAUCCUGACUGCAUUCGAAAUAUUUUUGUCAUUUCUUUUGGCCGUCCCGAAGGUUUUGGUCAUGUUCAAAACAUUCGAGGGAUAUUUUCGAACAGUGUUCGAAGUAGAUUUAAAUGACCAACCGGUGGUCAAACAAUAGUCCUUUCAUUCAGGCCAAUUCUGCUUGAUUCGGAAUAAGUGUGAUGGGGGCUUAAUAUUUAGCAUGAGGUCAACACUUUUUGAGAAACAAAAUUUGUUAAAAGGUUAAGAUCAGGGCCAUUCAUAAAUAGUUGCAAUCGAUUGAAAAUAUUGGUUGUAUCUCAUGAUGUUACUUGGUCCUUGGUUUAUGAAAAUCUCAAUCCACAUGGUCACUGAGUGAAUGUUACUUACAUUGAUGUACCAUAUCACUUGAAUUAAUGAAGCAAGCACACAUUUGUCAUUCAUUCCAAUAUUUCAUGUAUUUAUUGACUCUUGUCGUUGAAAAUAAAUGUUAACAACAAAAGCA